ACUUUCAAGGAAAAGCCAGACCCCAGUGGCCUUGUGUUUGGAACCGUCUUCUCAGACAACAUGCUGUUUAUAGAAUGGUCCUCAGAUUCAGGAUGGAAGAAACCUCAUAUUAAGCCUCUGGAGAACCUCUCCGUCCAUCCUGCCAUAUCAGCCUUUCACUAUGCUGUAGAACCAAGAGGACUGACAGAGGCGAAACUGCUCCACAUGCUGUGGCUCAAUGAAUACACACUGUUUGAAGGCAUGAAGGCGUACCGAGGAGUGGACGGCAAAAUCCGCCUCUUCCGACCCAGGCUGAACAUGGACCGGAUGCUGCGGUCGGCUAUACGGGCCACUUUGCCGGAAUUUGACAAAGAAGAGCUUUUGGAGUGUAUCCGGAAACUCGUGGAAGUGGAAAAGGAGUGGGUGCCAUAUUCAGCGUCGGCUAGCUUGUAUAUCCGCCCUACUUUGAUUGGAACAGAGCCAUCCCUUGGAGUCAAGAAGCCAUCCAGUGCCCUCUUGUACGUGAUCCUAAGCCCCGUGGGUCCGUACUUCUCAACCGGAACCUUUAAUCCCAUAUCCUUGUGGGCGGAUCCGAAAUACGUCAGGGCCUGGAAAGGAGGAACAGGGGACUGCAAACUGGGAGGGAACUAUGGAUCUUCUAUCUAUGCCCAGCGUGAAGCUAUGGAGUUAGGGUGUCAGCAGGUUCUCUGGCUCUAUGGGGAAGACCAUCAAAUCACAGAAGUUGGGACCAUGAAUCUCUUCCUGCAUUGGAAGAAUGAAAAUGGAGUGGAGGAGCUGGCAACCCCACCACUAGACGGCAUCAUUCUCCCUGGUGUGACAAGGCAGAGUAUUUUGGACCUGGCACACAAGUGGGGAGAAUUUAAAGUAUCAGAGCGAUACAUCACCAUGAGCGAUUUGAAAGCUGCCUUGAAAGACCGCAGGGUGAAGGAGAUGUUUGGUGCUGGAACAGCUUGUGUUGUGUGUCCUGUUUCAACAAUAUUGUAUCAGGGCGAGAAUUUGCACAUUCCAACCAUGGAGAACGGACCUAAGAUAGCUACCCGUUUUAUGAAACAGCUGACCGAUAUCCAAUACGGCAGAGAAGCCAGCGAGUGGACAGUCGUAGUGUCCUGA
Messenger RNA from Euleptes europaea (tarantolino), 1110 nucleotides. RefSeq names its product branched chain amino acid transaminase 1 (gene BCAT1). Gene Ontology annotation, cellular component: mitochondrion. Gene Ontology annotation, biological process: L-leucine biosynthetic process; L-valine biosynthetic process. Gene Ontology annotation, molecular function: branched-chain-amino-acid:2-oxoglutarate transaminase activity. The coding region runs from base 61 to 1110 and encodes 349 amino acids. The transcript is spliced from 10 exons. The record is from RefSeq and is a predicted model, not a curated record. Lineage: Eukaryota; Metazoa; Chordata; Lepidosauria; Squamata; Sphaerodactylidae.